ACGUGUGUGCGUGCGUGCAUGCGUGCCACCAGCGAAAAAGAUGGCGGUCUGUGCGUUACGCAGGGGUCUGCUGAGCACUUUCAGUAAAUACAACAAUAAACACGCGCCUAGAUUACUAAGUUUGGCAGACAGCAGGUUGGAAAUGUAUAGACCACAGUUCGGAUGCCGAGCCUGCGGAACGUUCGGUGUCGCUCAGCAGAGGAGGUUCAUGUCGUCACGGAACAGGCCUGAAGGGAAGAUUUUGGAGACCGUAGGAGUGUUUGAGGCUCUGAAGCAGCACGGCAAAUACGAGACAGGACAGCUCUUUCUCCACAGUGUCUUUGGCUAUAGAGGUAUUGUCUUGUUUCCAUGGCACGCCAGACUGUACGAUAGAGACAUCACACCUCCCAUGUCUGACAGCAAGCCUGAGCCUCCCGGUGCCCAUGGCUCAAAGGAAGUGAAGGGGAAGACUCACACUUACUACCAAGUUCUGAUUGACACUAGAGACUGCCCUCACAUUUCCCAGAGGUCCCAGACGGAGGCGGUGACGUUUCUGGCUAACCAUGAUGACAGCAGAGCACUGUACGCCAUCCCAGGUCUGGACUAUGUGAGCCAUGAAGACAUCCUGCCCUACAACUCUGCUGAGCAGAACCCCAUCCAUCACGAGCUGUUUGAACGUUUCCUCAUGUAUAACCCUGCCAAAUCUCCUCCUUUCAUCGCCAGAGACACCCUAAAAGCAUGGCAGGAAAAGAAUCACCCUUGGUUGGAGCUCUCGGACGUCCACAGGGAGACCACUGAGAACAUCCGGGUCACCGUCAUCCCCUUCUACAUGGGCAUGAGGGAAGGCCAGAAUUCUCAUGUAUACUGGUGGCGAUACUGCAUCCGUUUGGAGAACAUGGGCAAUGAGGUAGUUCAGCUAAGAGAGAGACACUGGAGGAUCUUCAGCCUGUCUGGAACCCUGGAGACUGUCCGAGGUCGUGGCGUGGUGGGCAGGGAGCCAGUGCUGUCCAAAGAGCAACCAGCAUUUCAGUACAGCAGCCAUGUCUCUCUACAAGCCCCCAGUGGUCACAUGUGGGGAACCUUUCGUAUUGAGAGGACUGAUGGCUCCCACUUCGAUGUUCGCAUUCCUCCUUUCUCCCUGGAGAGCAACAAAGAUGAUAAAGCCCCCCCUGCAGGCUACACAUUCUAACUGCGAGUAGUCGCCCCCACCCUAUCAUUACAUCUGCCUUCAGUAUCAGAAAAAUGGGUUGGGUUAAGGAAAGGGACGAUAAAAGCAUUUUCUAGAUCUUCCAAAUGCACACUAACAUUUCCUAUUUUCCACGUGUAUUGUUGUGAGUGUGGCAAGGUUAACUUGUUUUAAAGCAGACUCAACCUGAAGGGGGCGGUGGGGGGAAACAAGCAUGGGAAAAAAAAUUAAAAUUCUGCUCCAGAGCAGGUCAUGUUUGGCAUCAAAUAGCUGAAGUAUUGACCAGAGUGGUAGCCUGCUGAGGUUGUGUUCCCAAAGAGAGGAACUGCAGUGGAGCCUCAGAUGACUUCCCCAUGGUGGUGUUAUUGAAAACAUAAUGCUACAAUGUGUUGAUUCCUGUUUUCAUGUUAACAUUUAUUCACACUGCUUUUCUGUUCAGCUAUGCCUAACUGUUUUUAAUAAGAGGGAUGUCUGAACAGUUUAAAAAAGUGUUCAUGCGUAACAACUUUUUUUUUUUUUUUUUUAAACAGUUAAACAUUACCAGAGGAAACGUAAUCAUUGAAAAUACAUUUUGCAGACUGAUGUUAAUCUAGCGACGUGCAAAUGUGUCACACGCAGUAUUCACCCUCUUUAAAAAGUACUGUGCUCUGUGAAAGUGGCAGCGGUUAACUUCUCCAGUGAGUAGAAAGGGGGGACUUAAAAUAUACACACACUGAUAGUUUCUUUUGUUUGAAUGGAGUCUAAAUCCCAUCCACUGUGAAUCACUGAAGUAUAAGAAGAUGGUGUGUGUCAAAAUCAAAAUGAAAUUUCUACCAAGAGGCAGUGUCCACCCCCCCCAUCUUUAACACCUGAAGUGCACCAUAGAUGACGCAAGCAGGGUGGCAGCAGCACUCCUGCAGCGUGAGAGUGUGUAAAAUGGCUAUUUUCAUCACUGUAAAAAAAAAAAAAAGAUUUCUUCGUCUUGUUGACACAAAGAGGAUGUAUUGCAUUCAGGACACUGGUUUGACUUUGAAAGAUUUUGAAUGAGCCAAAAUUACUCUUGGUACACAAGCAAAGGACUCUUACAUUAUUGCGCUUUGAUAAGUGAAUCUAAACUCCUAUGGUUGGAAUACUGUAAAUAGGAAUGUAAUAAAAAGGCAAAUAUGUUUUGAAAAAUA
Messenger RNA from Phycodurus eques (leafy seadragon), 2322 nucleotides. It is a transcript of the gene poldip2, whose product is annotated as polymerase (DNA-directed), delta interacting protein 2. Gene Ontology annotation, biological process: error-free translesion synthesis. The coding region runs from base 41 to 1168 and encodes 375 amino acids. The record is from RefSeq and is a predicted model, not a curated record. Gene Ontology annotation, molecular function: DNA binding. NCBI's taxonomy places the organism in Eukaryota, Metazoa, Chordata, Actinopteri, Syngnathiformes, Syngnathidae. The transcript is spliced from 11 exons. Gene Ontology annotation, cellular component: mitochondrial nucleoid; nucleus.